Messenger RNA from Porites evermanni, 11364 nucleotides. Lineage: Eukaryota; Metazoa; Cnidaria; Anthozoa; Scleractinia; Poritidae. The record is from the annotation of a GenBank genome assembly.
AGUCUUGACUUUCCUGCCAUUACCAUAUGCAACUUCAACGCAGUGAAGCUCAGUUCGAUAGAAUACCUCCCAGAGGAUUUAAGAAAUGAUAUAUUGGGAACCCUCGAAGAUUUAAAAGGUCGGUUUUUAAUAAUAAUAAACGGUGUAACAAUUUCCCAUAUAAAACGCCCUACGUUAAGAAUUUACCAAAAAGGCCCAGGACUUCCACACACCCAGCAAUCUGAAGUGGAGAUGUCAAUCCUUUUCGUGACCGACUCUAGGCUAGUAGAUGUUCUAAACUUUGCAUGGCGCAAGUCUUUGUAGAAUUCGUCGUUUAUAGUGCGAAACAAUGAAAUCUAAUUAAUCUGGACAGGGGUGAUCAAAGCUGGGUUAAGAUAACCCAGCGGGGUAAGUGUGAAAUUUAGAUUCAGAUAUGAAAGCUAUAAAAGAAAAUUCAAUUCAUGAUCAUUAAUCUUUUUGUCUGUAAUUUGAUUUUUGGAUCAAUGGGUAUGAUAAACGCGUGACGUAACAUUUCAACUCGUUUUUUCAGCAUGUCUCAAAACAAGUUAUCAUUUUCGUUACCCGUUUUAACAAAAAAAUGAUGGCAACAAUCAACAAAAUCGCAACAAAAGUUUAAACGAUUAACGCCUCUUUUUAAACUCAAAUCAAUAACAUUAAGUAAACGUUAAGGUACGGAAAAACUGGCGAUAAAAACAUACAACUCGUUCUGCAACAUUGCUGCAAACUGAAAUUAGUUGAAAAACAAUAUGUUGCGUGUUGUACCUCCCACGAAUCAAAGCUGUCUUGCAACAAUUAGGUUGUUACGGGUUACUAAAAGUUGUUGCAGAAAGUAGAGAGUAGUUAUACUUUUUGCAGCAAAAUGUGUACAUGAUGUGAAGUAUAUGAAAUAAUUCAUUUUUGAACUGCGGUUGUAGAUGAAAGUGAAGAAUGAUCAUCGCAGUAAAUUUUCCAAUUUAAGCAACUGGAAAGAAGAAGCCUGAAAAAAAUCAGGGCUUCAACGGGAUUCGAACCCGUGACCUCCGCGUUGCCGGUGCGUUGCUCUACCAACUGAGCUAUGAAGCCACACAUUGGGAGCGAGGUCAAUUUAUUGAGUUCAUAUCUCCCGUGAGGAGUGAAAUGAUGUGAAGUAUAUGAAAUAAUUCAUUUUUGAACUGUGGUUGUAGAUCAAAGUGAAGAAAAUUUUCCAAUUUAAGCAAUUGGAAAGAAGAAGCCUGAAAAAAAAACAAGAAAACAAACAAACAAAAAAAACAUCGUUUUCUACCUCGCUCCCAAUGUGUGGCUUCAUAGCUCAGUUGGUAGAGCAACGCACCGGCCCGGCAACGCGGGGGUCACGGGUUCUUAUCCCGUUGAAGCCCUGAUUUUUUUCAGGCGUCUUCUUUCCAAUUGCUUAAAUUGGAAAAUUUACUGCGAUGAUCAUUCUUCACUUUUCAAAAUGUGUACGUGUUGCGCAUUUUACCGGCCAAGGCAAACUUGCUUGGCAGCAAGUCCCAGCCGUGUAUGGCGUGACUCCUGCGUAAUUUCGUCCAGUCAGUUGUCAGUAUCCAGGCAACUUGCGACAACCUGAUUUUUUGCAAGACAGGUUUGCCGACAGUAGGUGGUAAGAUAUAAUGCGCAACAUCUCGUUCAGGGCCUCUGUACGAGUAAAAUGUUCCAAAACAAGUUGCCCGUUUUUGUUUCUCGUGUUACCGUAGCUUUAACAACGCUUACAUUUAUCAGCAUUGUCAAUGUUCAGAAUGAUAAAAUUAUAAGGAGUGCCUUUAUCGCUGAAAGAGGGAGAGGCACUCAUUUUGGGGUAGUAGAUUCGGAAUUUUUCUCAAUUUGACAGGUGCACCUGCCCGGCGUCGAAAAAGAGCAGCCGGCUUAAUGACGGAUCCCGCAGAGCCAUCUGAAGAGGAAGAAGAAGGCUUUGAAAAUCCCGAUUCACUUGAGGAAGACUUCCGGCGACGAGAGGAGUUGAUUAUGGUUAUGGCAGAAACUGAUGCCGAGGAACUUAUUCCACUGGGACAUGCUUUUGAGGAUUUUGUGUUGAGUUGCACGUACCGUGGAAUACCGUGUGGGUAGGUAGUAAUUGCUUCUUUUUACUUUGUCCCCCCAUGCAUGUAAGAUAACUCUGGAUUCUGGAAUCCGGGAAAAGUUUCGCUAGUGGAGUCCGGAAUCCAAGAAAUUUUUUCUUGUGGGAUCCGGGAUCCUGGGCUUUGGAACUGGGAAUUCAGCUCAAGCGGGAGACCAUGACCUGAAGGGUGCAACUUCUAUACUUGGCUUGUGCAACGGCGUUUUCACAGAUCGGUUUAUUUUUAUCAUUCUGCAACACUUUUUCCUGCGAAAAAAACAUCAUGUUAGAAAACAUCUUCCUGUCUCCGGUUUCAACUGAUGGACUUGUAAGGCUUAUUUUAGAAUCAAAUUCACUGAAAAUCCAUCUAAAAUAAAAUGGAUGCCAUUGCGAGGGCACUAGGAAGCUGCUCACUUCGGCUUAUAGGCUCCUGGCUCAAGACAUCCGGAAUCUGGGAUCCAGACUACAUGGAGUGCACUUUUGUGUACCAUGACACGAAGAGCACAAACAAAAACUUUUUAUGUUUACUUGUUCACUCCUAUUUUGCUUUAUCACAGAAAUUUCACAAGCAGUUAUUGGACUAAUUACUGGCAUUAUUCUUAUGGAAACUGCUACAUCUUCAAUGCUGGAAGAGACAAAAAAGGAAAACCAGUUUCGGUGUUGAAGUCAAACAAACCGGGGCCAUCGCACGGUAAGAUCACAAUACAGGAGUAAUACUAGAGGAACUCUUGCCAACUAAAAUCUGUAAAGUCUAUUUUGAUAAAGGCGAGCCCUUUUAAGCAAUGCGCCGUGUUUUAUUGUCAUUCAUACACGCGGUCUGCGCAGUUCUCGGCGCUAAGUUAAUAAUUUUCCUAAUUGGACUUUUCUUUUCGUUUCAUCUACCCUUGCUAACCAUUUUUUAAAACACACUUGCUUUUUUCUCCAAGGCGUUUUCGUAGAAUUAUAACAAACACACAAGAAUUCAUGAGAAUUUCCGUAUGUAAUGGGGAAUUAGGAGAAUGUAUAGACUGGGCAAAUUUAGGAUAUACAACAAAACUGUUAUUGAUAUUACGUUUUAAGUAGAGUUCAAAAAACUUACAAAGAGACGUAGAGAGUAGGGCGUAGGGAAAAGUUCCACAGAACCCUGAAACGAGGUUGGACUGAAUUGGAAUGGCUAGCGCCCCAUUAAAAGUUUCCUGCUUACUAUGUUGGUAAGAGUCAAAUCCUUAAAUCUUGCCUAGUCUCUGUAAGAAAUUCUCCAAGGCCUUCUCGGUCGAUGCAUUUUUGUAACGUAGCCGAGAUGGAAGGCGAGGAAAUCUCACAAACUCACAAAGACCACGUGACCCGACACAGAAAAACGAGGUCUAAUAUAGGAACAGACAUGCAAGAGAAAACCUGAAACAGGGAUGCUUGCUCACUCUAGUUUAUACUGCUCUAGUGAAUGAUAUGUAAUCAGAGGCCAUUUAUCGCUUGAAGAGUUGCCCGGCUUUAUACGAUAUAGCUGACAAAGAGGGAAAUGCAGACGGUUUUGUUUAUGAAUCCAUUUCAUAGCAGGAAAGUAAAUUUUGCGUCCGAGAAGAGGGAUUUUUGAGUUCUAACUCCUCAAAAUUAGUUGUCUUGGUCAACUCAUAUCACGUAGUGUAUGUGAGCGUAUACCUGUGUAAGAUACAAAACUUCUGUAUUUCCUUAUUCCAGGGUUAGUUCUUGAGCUAAAUAUCCAGCAACAAGAAUAUAUUGGCGCCUUCGCAGAAGAAGCCGGAGUAAGAUUAGACAUUUCAAAUCAAGGCGAGAUGGCGUUUCCUCGCGAAAAGGGACUUAGUGCGCCGCCAGGGUUUGCCACGUCAAUAGGCAUGAGAAAGGUAAUGCUCUAAUUCGAUUUUUUUAGUCUUCUCUUUGUACGCUGUGAGUGUCGGUAAGCUUGCCUGCGACGUAAACUUGGGUCAAAAACAAAACAAUUCCUGAAGUUGACAGCUCAGUAGCAGCUCCACCACUAAUUAGCCAGACGGUGGCUUUGCACUGUUAAUGUUAUAAAUGUCUUAAUUGCACAUUAUUGUUUACGUCCUUAUUCGAGGGCUCCGCACAACGGGCACCACUGCUUCACUUCUGUGUUCAUUAUUUUUAAUUAUUAUUAGUUUCACAUCUUCGUUCGCGUUAAUUUUUGUAUUUUGAGACUAGUGCACUGGAGUUUUCCUAAAUUAACUUCAGUGGCAUUUAAUUAUAGUGAAUUUUCAAGCUUCUGUAGAACUCUUAAGGACCGGUUCAGACGCCGAACUUUUCAUGAGCCGAACCUAAUACUUUGAAUUGGGGGUGUCAGUAAAACGCAGGGUCACGGUUGGCGUCGGAGUCUAUCUUUUUUUUUUUUUAAAGAAUGCUGUUAGGGUUAGGGUUGACACUAAUCCUAACCCUAACCCUAAAACAGCAUUCUUUUAACCCCGACCCCGCGUUUUACUGACACCCUUAAAUUGAGUACAUGAAACGUUCGGCUUCUUAAUCAACUAGGAAACGCCUAUUUCAAUUUAGAACGGCUCAGCCGUUCUUCCCACCUAGCCUGGCCGGGAAUUUUGGCUUUGGAACAGCGGCUUUGAUUCAGACGCCGAACUUUUCAUGUCCCGAAGCUAAUGCAAAAAUUAUAAUUUUUCAAGCAGUUUUACCGAAACGAGCAUUUUUAUGCUUUUGAAUUUUUUCGGCUGGAAUUAAGAUCGGCGUCUGAAUAAAUUCAGCCGAUCUAAAUAAGAUUCGAAUUAAGUUCGGCGUCUUCUGAGCUUGGCCUUCUGAUGUAAUUCGAGUUUGAGCGGAACUGAGUGCUUUUCUACAGUUUCUAGACUUGGCUUGAACGUGAUUUCAUUUUAUUGGCAGGUGGAGAUAAUUAGAGAAGAUCCAUUUAAUAACAAUAGAUGCUAUAAUGAAAAUAAGACGAAGAUGGACGAGGCGAAUCUGUACAAUCGUACCUUCAACGUCGGGUAUUCCAGCUCUGUAAGUAUUUUGCGGAGUUGAAUCGAGUCAGCAGAGUGGGGGUGUUUCGGCCUAAACAGAAUAUUCAAAUAUAGCUGGACAUUUCGAUAGCUCAAAUAGGAAUUUGGGUCCAAAAGAAAAAAAAAGAGCAAAUCUUUAGCAAAGAAUUGAUUGUGGCUGUGUAGAAUUUUUAAGCAGUUUAGUUGACUGAGAUACGGUAACAACGUACUUCAGUAUUUUUCAUUUAGGUCAGGGAACCUGAAAACUGGCCGGUGCGGGUCCACCGGCAUUUCAUUUUCUUAAGUAGAAUACAAAAGUUCCUCUGGGUGUCUACCGAACGGGGCCCACAUGGGAGUUUAGGGUAAACGGCACGCCUUAUUCCACUCAAGUGCCAAGUCAGAAUUACACGGUUUAAGACAUUAGGUAUUGGUAAUAAAACACUCUGGUAUUCACUUAACAUAUGAAUUUCAUUUGAAUUUAUUUUUCUCUGCUUUUGUCUUUACUUAUGCAGGCAUGUAAAGAGUCUUGCCUGGCGUUUAACCAAAGGAAGGAGUGUAAAUGCAUGGAGUACAGGUUUCCUAUUCCCUCUAAUGCGACUCCAGUCUGCGAUAUCCUCAACAAGACGGUUGGUAAGAAUCGAAGAGUUUUGUCGCUCUUAAAAUGUUUGAUCUACCACUCACCUCCACUAAGGUUCAGUGUUCAACAAUGUUCCAAAGGCCUUUCCUUCUCUUCUUUUCGGCAACCUCCCCCCCCCCUCCCCACCUUAGGUCUCUCUCUCUCUUCAGGGGUCCCAUGGGGAGACUGGUGUCAGUUUAGAGUAAACUCACUUAACUGCAGACGAGUAAAGGAGACAGCUGACAGAUGUCGAGUAUCGAUCGAGUAGCCCGCCCCCUUUCCAUGUGCCCCUCGUUUUAAUACAGUCAGCAGAUUCUCUUAGCUAGAACUGGCCCUCUCAUCCUUCAACUCAGCAAAAUAGAUUUAUUCCAGGGUCUAAGGGAGUUCGUUGCCCUUUGGAUGUCAUUCGAUUUGAACAGGAUUCCAAGUUUCUGAUACUUCUUCCUCUCUUUGCUUCUCAGUUAAUUGUUUGAGCAAAGUUCAAAAAGCAUUCAAACGAAAUGAGUUAAACUGCACCAAAUCAUGCCCACCACCAUGCAGGUAAAAAUCUAUACAGCUAUUUCGAGAAAGGUUGUCGGAAAAAAGUGCACGCGACAAUCCCGAAAGGUCAUAUGGGAUAUGAUCAAUACACUGUUUCUGACACUGUAGCUGUCGAACCAACUUUUGAUGCUUCGCUUUAGCACUCGGAAACAUAGUCCAUGGCCUCUCGUGCCAUUUUUUCAAAAUUUCUAUGAAGAGCAGUGAUCUCAAAACCACCCCCAAUACCUUUCGGGAUUGUCGCGUGCACUUUUUCGGACAACCUUUUUGGAAAUAGCUGUAUAUAAUUAGAAUUAAGCAAGCAAUCGACCAAUCAGUCAAAUAACAGUCAAUCAAUCAACAAUCAGUCAAUCAUUAUCCAUUUCCUCCUUUGCAAUAAUCUCCAGUCUGAGGCAUCAGUAAGCAAAUAAUUUCCCCCAUUUCCCCAACCACCCCUGUGAUUUCUGAAUCAAAUUGACACGACAAGUUUGACAUAUAUGCGGAUGCAAUCAGAGACGACAGAAUCAACUGCGCAGGUACACGUUCAAAACGUAAUGUUGGGCGUACUUUUACUUCCAAAUGUAGUCAAAAUAUAGUAGAUAAUUGCACCAUUCAUUAAACAAGGACAUGGACAUUUUUUAAGUCUAGCUAGCUAAUAAGGCCUCUCUUCUAAUAUAUAUUAAGCUCACAAUUCCGUGGAUUUACUGAAGAAAAAUACUCCAGAAGGCUAAAGAUAAUUUGGCGAGUCAUUUAGUCAAUCCGUUGAUCAAAACGGAAGGCAGCAGUCAGAAAACAGAUCGCCUCUAGGCUAUCCCUACAGCUUUGGUGCCGCGUAUAGGAGCAAUUCUUAUGGUGAUUUUAUUCAUAAAUUUUGCAGAGAGAAUGUGUUUAAAUUAACGUCGUCCUUUUCUUCUUGGCCCUCUGAGGCGUACCAGGUUUGUAUGAUAAAGUUUAUCGCCUUGAGAUUUUUUUGUUGAACUGCAAAGUAAAUCCAAAAGUAUGAGUUAAGUCUAUAAAAAAAAUGAAGACUUAAUUUUGAGAUUGAUUUCCAAAACUCUAUCGAUCCGUUUCCGAAAUUCUAUCGAUCUGUUUGUAUGGCCAGUCAAUAAAUUGAUUAAAUAAAUCAAGCUUUCCUCCGUUUACACUACCCCAACUCUCCAAUUCAAAGGGGAAAAAAAUGAAAUGAAUAUUGGCGUGUGACAUCAAAAAAGAAAAGGAAAUUUAUGAGUUCGAACCAAAAUUUGUCCACUGAAAUAGAAGGAUGAAAACUCAUAAGUUUAUAACCAAAAGCCAUGCGCGCUUACCGUUUCACCAUUAUACGGCCUUUUCGGCCGGGAUGUCACUGUUCUGAACAACCUUAUUCGACACAUUACGGUCAAACAUCACCUUUGCAAGGUCCCCAAUCCCUCGUGAUCAUAUCUCGGUUUCUGUCUAUCUUGUUUCCCUUGAAUAUGCUCUAAUUCAAUGAAGUUACUUGCCUUAUUGUUCGUUAGUUUUGUAGAGCCUUUUUUUUCUUUAUUUCCAUUGCAGCCCUAUUAGUAAAAGUUAACAAAGUUUCUUUGUUGCAGGCUUUCUAUGUUGAACAGCUGGCCUCGAAAGGAAUUGAACUAGAAAUUGAAAAUAGAACAAACAAUUUCAGGUAAACUGCAUAAUGUAUUUCCAUUUAUUGAUGUAAAAAUUUGUAACUGUACAAACAGAAUAACACGAUAAAAUCUAAUUUAUUCUUGGGCCCGUUUCAAACGUCGUGCUACUGCCGUGCCGAACUAAAUUGGCCGUUUUUGUACUAAGGACGCAUUAUCCGACUGGACGAACUUGGGCAAACAUUUGUAGUUCGUCUGGUCAUGCGUGUCAGGUGUAAAGACGGGUACAAGCCGCAUUACGCGUCCAGACGAACUUUCCUUCGAAAUACGUCUUGAACGACGCACUACGAAAGGUGGUUCGUCUGGACGCAUAAUGCAUCCGUCUUGUGCCCGUCUUUAUACUAGAGACGCAUAACCCAGACGAACAACAAAAUAUUUUCCCAAGUUUGUCCAGACGGAUAAUGCGUUUUUACUAUAAAAAUGGCCAUUGAUCGAACUAAAUUCGACUUUAGCACGGCAGUAGUUUUACGUUUGAAACCAAGUUGUGCUACUGUCGUGCUACACGGCAGUACCUCGACCUGCAUUGGUUUCAAACGUCGCGCUACCGCCGUGCAGAGCUCAGUUCAUAAAUUAUAAAUACAUCAGAAUACAUUUAAAAGAUUGCUUCACAGUUUCUUUAAUUCUGGCUUUGUUUUUGGCAACAUGAACAGCCGUUCUAUUGGACUGAUUUAAAUUCGACGUCCGAAACCAAGUCGUGCUAGUGUCGUGCUGCAGUCAAGCUACAGUUGAGCCAGCUUAUUUAGCAGGGCAGUAGCACGACAGUUGAAACAGGCCUUUCAGUGCGGACACUCAAACCGGUACACUUGGAAGAAGUUUGUCCAAAUCACAACGUUAUCUGAAAACAAAAGAUUCUCAAUUUUUUUUUUAAACGGACCAAUUCAAAGUAGACAGACUGCAAAUUAUCUUAGUUGCUAAAAAAUAUAUCUACGUGUCGCAACUGUUCAUCAGUAGGAUGCCUAAAAUGCGUGCAAUUCCACAAUUGGUUUCGGCUCCAUUAAAUCCUAUACCGAUUGCAGAACAUUUUAGGAGGAGCCACCCACCAUGUGAGCACAGUCACGGACAAUGUAUAAGUGAGGAAAAUAACGCAAAGUAAAAUUAAGACGUUAAUAAACGAACUAAAUGCACCCGUCAACUAAAUAAAUAAACAAAUAAUGCGCGCGCUCAAAGUAAAAUUGUACGCGCACACGUACCGAGAUACAACUGAAAUACAACACUAUGCAAUAAAUAAGUAAUGUAAGGAUACAAUGGUGCAAUUCAAGCCUGGAUUGCUAAUCUCAUCUCCCGCAGGGCUGCACCAUACUUCUCGACGAUAAGACCAUGGCGACUGAAGAAUUUAUUAAAUGAUUUCUGAAGUAGAUUGGUUUCAAAGCCUUGCUGUCUGAGUCGUAAUGAAAGUCCACAGAGUCUAUUGAUGAAGUCAACUUUGGACGUGCAAAUUCUAGCAUAUCUCACCAGUUGAGAUAUAUAAACACCAUAAGAUGGAUUGGCGGGAAUGUUGCUGUCCAUAUGAGGAAAGUUGACAAUCCGAAAUGCAAAGUCCUCUCUCUUAUCGUAGAUGCUGAUACGGAAAGGUGUGUUUUCGCCAGUCUUGAUAUUAGUGUCGAGAUAACACACUUCAGUAGAUGAUGUGGAAGUGUCCUUAAGUUCCAAUUCCGACGCGUAAAUUGCGCUGAUGUAAUUUCCAAAGUCCACAUUGUUAGCACUGAAUAAAUCGUCGAUGUACCGAAAUGUGUUGCUGAAUUGGAUGGCCAAUAACAUUUGUAAAUCUAAGGGCUGUUUCCUCAGAGGUCAGGUAAGUUCAAACGGUUUUAACGUUUUCAACGGUCGCAAAGUUGAGCCUUGAAUUUUAUUGGUCCGUUUGCAAAAAACUUGAAUUGAACUAACGAUCGCAGCUUAAAAAUAGUUCUCAAAAACAAUCAAAGAGGAAAAUGCGGCAUCCAAUGACUUUGCUUUUUCUGGCAUAAUUACCCUUAACGGCUAUCUCAUUUCUUUACAGAUCUAACGUGCUCAAACUUAACAUAUUUUACGAGGAACUCAACUAUGAAUUCAUCAGAGAGGAGCGAUCCUAUGUAGUAAGUGCGAUGAUUUGCUAUCGUAAGGCCCGUGGACGUUCUACGAUUCCAAAGUGUCAUGGAUGACCGAAUGGGGGCAAAUGAUUAAAAAACCAAGAUCCAGGGGCGAGGAGCGAGCCCAAAUAAAGAAAGCCGUGAAAAAAGAAAGCUUCAAGUAGAGCAGAAUCAAUUUACGGUGAAACUCUCCCCACACCAAAAAAACCCAACUCAAAUCCAACAAAAGAGUCUAAAACAAGCUAUAAAAUUUCCUCAGUCAUCUCAUCGCAAAAUCGUUACUUUGUACCCAUAAAAAUCCUUUGAUUAUCCCCAUCACGUAAAUCUGAACUCUUCCCCCCCCCCACCACCACCCCACCCACACCCACCCACCCACCCACUCGUCUGCUUCAGGGUCACGUCCCUCAUGAAGUUUCCGUGCCUGGGAAAAGUUUCGACCCUAACUGAUGUCCACUAUACUAGUCUGAGGUUCAAACAUCUUAAUGUACUGUAGGGAGUUCUAAGUAACAACGACGGCGACGGCAAUAAGAUAUUUCAAGAGCCAUAAUGGAUCCUUAUAGUUUCAUAGCUACCACGUGAAAUUUCCUAAUGAGAUGUCCUAUGGGGAAGCAAAUACACGACGACCUAUUUUUUUUUUCUUUUUUUACUUGGGUGAGGCCUAGAUUUGACAUUCUAAGCAGUAAGAAUAAACCUGAUAAAGUUCGAAAAACGCAAAUUCAUUUUAGUAGCAAUAUUUUCACUUCCAUGGCCAAAGUAUUUCACUAAAGGAAAAAAAGCGGCGGCCAAAAUGUAGCAACAUUUAGAGCCAAAUCGUGCCGCGCUAACCCUUACGAGCUUAAGAAACGGUCCAGAUAAGAACGAUAGCAACAACGGCAACGAACAUGUUGGAAUGCAAAAAAGGUGCUAACUUUUCUAUUGUCUGUACUUACUUCUGAUUGGCUUAAACAGCAAAAGUUAACAAAACUUCAUAAAGCGGUACGUAUAUUCAUCCUUACUUUCCAACCAUCUUCCAUAUAACAAAACCGGGUCUCAGUUUGAAUAACAAAGAAUUCCUAUGUGGGGAACAUGUAAAAUUGUAAACUUUUCUUAGCUAUUGUUUUCAACUCUUGUGAUUGGUAAAAAUCUCUUAACACAAAAAACACCCUUUCAAAGUGGAGUGUAAAUGCAUUUUAUUGCGUAAACGGCCUUCAUGUAGGUUUAUGCAUUCUCUAUGUAAAAAUGAGAACAUUCCUAUGUGGGGAAAGCACCGUUGCCGCAUAACAAAAGAAAUUGCUAUCCACCUUACCCCGAUCAUUACUUAUCUCCUUAGCUGCACUUUGUCCGUCGUCUCCUUUAUUUAAUUAUCUCUCAUUUUCAUCCACAGCUUGUUAACUUCGUGUCCGAUCUUGGCGGUUCCCUGGGCCUUUGGAUAGGAAUGUCUGUUUUGUCAUUUGCUGAGGUUUUAGAGUUGCUGUUGCUCAUAGCCUACGCAUUAUUUAGAAAGUUGAGGAGACGACUGGAUGGUAGAAUACAAUCGUCCUCGCAGUCAGUAAGAAAAGCAUUUUAA